This is a messenger RNA of Fonsecaea monophora, 2370 nucleotides long. RefSeq lists its product as hypothetical. The record is from RefSeq and is a predicted model, not a curated record. Gene Ontology annotation, molecular function: zinc ion binding; sequence-specific DNA binding; DNA-binding transcription factor activity, RNA polymerase II-specific. Bases 1 to 2370 code for a protein of 789 amino acids. The transcript is spliced from 2 exons. Gene Ontology annotation, biological process: positive regulation of transcription by RNA polymerase II; DNA-templated transcription. NCBI's taxonomy places the organism in Eukaryota, Fungi, Ascomycota, Eurotiomycetes, Chaetothyriales, Herpotrichiellaceae.
AUGGCUGACUCGCCGGAAACGGCUCGAACCCGGGAUAAGAACAGAACCAUUCCGCGAACAUACAUCACGUCCCUGCAGGAGACGGUGCGCCGGCUCAACGAGGAACUCAAGGCAUUGCAAAAAGAGGAGGAAUAUGAACCGGACCACGAGGCUAUGGCGCGUGGCGCUGGGCUGGUCAAAUUCAGUGAGAACGAUGAAUCCCGAUUUCUGGGGCCUUCAAGUGGCAUUGCCAUCACCCGUUUUGUCAUGGAAUUCGCAAAGCAGAACUCGCUCCGGAGAACCAUCAAAGACGUCGUCCCGCAACACGCCGCUCAAGAGAUCAAAGACAAGUUUGACGCCGAGAGCAGCAAGCCUACGUCGAAAGUAUAUCCUCUCAUCAGUUCGGUCGCCGCCCCAGAUCUUCCCAACAGUGUCCUCAUGGAUGAGCUUGUGGACAUAUACAUGGUGAAAGCCCAAUACAUGCUCCCGCUUCUUCACGAACCCUCUUUUCGGAAGGAGCUGCAGGCUGUAUACGACGGAUCAAAGGACCCAACUCUUAAUUUCCAAGUCCGUCUCGUUGUGGCAAUCAGCAUGCAGAAGCUAGAUAAGCAAUACGCUGGGCUGGCUGACAGCUACUAUCUGGCUGCGCUUCCGUUUCUGACAGGUGCUGUUCAGAAGAUGGAUUUAUCGACGCUUCAAUGCUUCGCGCUCAUUGCGCAAUAUUCGUUGCUCACACCGACUCGAACCGCAGCGUAUUGGGUGGUGGGAAUCGCAGCGAAACUAUGUCAAGAGCUGGGUUUAUGCGAAGAAGAGACAAUUCAUCGACCGCCUUCCGGUGCCAGGCCCAAUGCCCUAGAGGUGGACAUGCGACGACGUUUGUUUUGGAUCAUAACGUCCAUGGAGUAUGGACUUGCCCACAGUCUCGGCAGGCCGAGUGCCUUUGGUGUAACUGUCGACAACAUCAACGUCAACUUUUUCGAACUUUGCGACGAUAAAUAUAUCAGUGCAGACGGACUGCUUACUGGUCACCAUCCAAUCAUGAAAAAGUGCAUCUCCAUCCACUUCUUCAAGAUGAGGCUGCUGCAGGCCGAGAUCAGGCGGACUCUAUACCUGAAGAAGCGAGAGGCACCUGUGCAUGAUCAAGACCCGUGGUUUCACCAAAUGCUGACCAAGAUCGACAACUGGGUCCGGGAUUGCCCCAAGAACGACGAGGGAUCUGGCUUGAGCGAGGCCUGGUUUAUUGGUCGCAAAAACACCAUGAUAGUGUUCAUGUACCGACCGUCGCCGCAAAUUCCCAGUCCUUCUCUUUACGCAGCCCAGCAAUGCUAUUCUGCAGCCACGUUCAACAUCCAACUCCAGAAGCGCCAGGUCGAAGGGCAUUUGAUCGAUAUUACCUGGAUUUUUACUCAAGCCAUCUUUAUGGCGCUUAAUACAGUGCUCUGGUGCCUGUCAUAUCCUGGUAUCAGACAACAGCAUCCCUUGGAAGAGGUCCAGGUGCAUAUCCAGGACGCACUCAGAGCGAUCGACCUUUGCGCCGACCGCUGGCCGGGGGUACGCUCUGCGCAACAACUCUACGAGAACCUUGUGUAUGGUUGUCUCAAGGCAUACGAAGCCGACAGCAAGGAAUCCCCUGCCUCGCAAUCAGAUUAUGUCUCUUCCACAACGACACAAGACCUGAGCUCAGCAGCAGCUUCACAGUUUGCGAACAGUCCAGCCAGUACCACAAAUACGUCAAUCUAUGGUGCUCAAUCCCCCCAGUCGAUCCAUAGUGUGCACACCACAGCAAACAACCACAACUUUAAGAACGCGGCGGCUGGCUACAUUGACCAUUCUGCGCAACAACCGUUUCAGCCUCAACCGGAGAUGUUCCCUACAUCAACACAACCAAUGGCCAAUCCGCAACAACAGUAUAUCCCUACAACCAGCCACCAAACACUGCCCCGCAUUGACGCCACAGCGAUGCACUACAGUCUGCCUGGUUUCGACCCACAUUCUUUCCCAGCAACGAGCGGCGCCAGCGCGGGUCCUGGUGGUUCGUGGACAGCUGGACCUCUUAUCCCAGGAGUUAUCCCCGGCUUGACGGGGUCUCCCAACAUGAAUUACGACGACCUUCCAUACCUUGCCCCUUUUGGUCACGAGUACAGUCGAUACAUGGGGCAAUCAUUCCCUCCACCGGGCUCGCACGGGUCUUCUAGAGCGGUAGCAGGAGGGCAUCCUGGUACAGCUGCCAACGCAAGUGGCCCGGGCGAUUAUGCAAUGCAGAGCCUGAGUUCCCAGCAACAAAUGGAACUUAUGGCCAUCUUGGAGAGUGAGCGAAGCAAUGGUCAGCUGCCGGAUGUGAGUGGCAUGGUUAGUGACGCGACGACUUUUUAUACGGCACAGUUGCCGUGA